CAUGAAGAGUAUCAACAGUUUGAGAAUAGUGAGUGCAAUGGAAGUGACAUUAUGAGAGUCCUAUCUCGCAUCUUGCAUUGAUUGUAGUUCCUGCUGUAUGCUGAUAUCUAUACUUUUACUCUCGUACAGAAAUGCACGGGGAAGAAGCUCAAAUUGCCUGGCUUUGAGUGCAUUUAAGAGUGCGUUGAAAAAGGAAUGCUGUAGGCUCGCGCUCAGUUGUGUUUCAUUUGUCUUCAAGUCUGUAUCAAAAGGAUAUCCAGAUAUCCAGGUAGAUAUAUCACGGACAGUAUUUGUCUAUAUAAUAUCAUUCCAUUUCUCUGAGAACAGAUUCCCUAUCCUGUUCCGUAUUGUUGUUUUAUCAGUCUGCGCCUAUGCACUGCUACUGUAUAGAAAUUAAAUACUCUCGUAUCAUGUGUGUACGAAUUUUUGAGAUGGUAUAUUUUCAAAUAUAAUAUUAUCACAGCAACUACUAUCUCAGAGAUAUGAUGCGCUCCCUCUGGAAGUAUUCUUUCCGUUUCACGAGAUGUGUACAGUCAUAUCUAUCUCAUUCGCAAAUAUGAACUUUAAUGUAGAAGUUAUUUGAUUUUCCAUUUGCUUUACUCUGACGAACUAUUUGAAAGAUAUGGUAUGUUGCACACGAACCUUAUAGUUCUGAACAAGCAAUAAUGAUGUGCGUGCGUAUAGCAUGAGGACUAAUAGUCUCAUAUAGCCAUAUAAAUGGUUCGCGCGAGGUAUGCAACAGGUGAGGUAUAAAUUCAUGUGCCUGCUCAUGUCUUUUCUCUUGCAUCUGAGUACCAGUAUAUCAUAGCCUACUCUUUUAGGACCUACGGUUGAAGAAAUCCACAAUAGCAAACCUGCACACAUACUAUACUGAAUAUACUGAAACACACUGACGCACACAUAUGUUUGUGUCAAAGUCGUACAUGUAUAGCUAUAUAUAUAUAUAUAUUAUAUAUACAUAGAUAUACAUAUAAAAUUACAUACAUAUAUAUAUAUAUAUAUAUAUAUGUAUAUAUGUGGGUUUUUCUGUUUGUGCUUUUCUUAGUUUUAUUUUAAAACGCGCUCCUAUACUGGAUAAUUUCAUAGAGGUAUUCGCAUUCAAUCUUCUGCGCGAGUAGGCGAUCAUAUAUUCUAAUCUAUUGCCGUUUUUGUAUCGUAUUUGUCUUUUACCAUUUUCAGGCGAAGCUAGACUAACGGGACAAAAUAUUUGAUUAGGUCAAUUCAGCAUCUACAGCUGAAGCAUGGGAAAAUGUCUUCCGAGAUCGUUCAUGAGCAGAGUUCUCAAUUGAUUGUAGUAAAGCCCAUCAGCAGAGCGACUGUAAUCUUGGGUGUGAGAGAAAAGAGCGGAACGACCGACGAACAUACAGCCUAUAAGAUCGUGUGCGAAAAACCGGGCGGCAGCAGAUAUGUAGUGCUCAAACGCUUCAGCGAUUUCUACCGACUGCGGACGGCAGUCACGAAAACAUUAGGGCGUAUAGACCCAGGCAUCAAGACAAUUAUCGGUCAUGCACUCUACGCCUUCCCGAAGCGGCGAUAUUUCAAUAACCUCUCCGACGAGAUGGACACAGACACGGUUAAAGCCAUGCAACGAACCUCUGGUAUGGCCACGAACGUACUUCCAACGAGUCGUGUAUCACAAGUAAAACUAUACAUUGCAUUGUAUCUCACAUCCGAGUUGAGUAGCGAAGAUCACGGACGCGAGUGA
Messenger RNA from Sphaeroforma arctica JP610, 1705 nucleotides. RefSeq lists its product as hypothetical. The record is from RefSeq and is a predicted model, not a curated record. The coding region runs from base 1250 to 1705 and encodes 151 amino acids. Lineage: Eukaryota; Ichthyosporea; Ichthyophonida. Gene Ontology annotation, molecular function: phosphatidylinositol binding. The transcript has 5 exons.